AUGCCUACAUUUGUUCGUGCUGAACUCAUCAACAACACUCUUCCUUCGAAAAUCCGAGUUUCUUGGGUUGAGGGUUUUGACGGGAAUUCACCCAUCAUAAAGCAUUCUGUUGAAAUGCGAACAGUGGGACCUACUCAGCUGUGGAGCGAUUGGGAAGUUGUUGUGGACAAUGUCCCAACUGAAGAAUGCUGCUCUGUACUUGUUGAUAACCUUCGGCCAUCAGUAACUGCUGAGUUUCGCGUGAUUGCUUCUAAUCGUUAUGGAUCGGGAAAACCGUCUUUGCCAUCA
This is a messenger RNA of Strongylus vulgaris, 288 nucleotides long. The record is from the annotation of a GenBank genome assembly. Lineage: Eukaryota; Metazoa; Nematoda; Chromadorea; Rhabditida; Strongylidae.